GCGUUGGGUUCCUGUAAUCAACCAGAUCUUAUCGUUUUUGAUGAUGUUUCUGCUCUGGAAAGGCUAAAUAUGCGGGCAUCCGCAGUUGUGUAUCUGCUAUAUGAACUCUACAACCGUUUAGAACCAUCUGGAUUGUUGUUAGCUUUGUUCGCUAUGAAAACCAAAGCAUUCUCUAUAAUGGUUAGCAAAGCUGAUUUUAUAAUUGAACUUACUCCUGUUGGUUCGGGAUUUGGCAAGGAUGUUACCGGACAGAUGAUGGUUAAUGUUCGAGGAGCUACAUCAACGCCUGAUAACUUCGAACUGCUUUACUUUACUGGAGAGCGAUCGAUUAAGGGUUUUUAUCCCGGAGGAAUCUCAUUUCUGAAUCUAUAA
Haemonchus placei is the source of this 372-nucleotide messenger RNA. Lineage: Eukaryota; Metazoa; Nematoda; Chromadorea; Rhabditida; Trichostrongylidae. The record is from the annotation of a GenBank genome assembly.